AUGUCGAAGGGCAUAGUAACGUCCGGCGAAGAUGGAGAAGGUGCCGACGAUCAACCGGACUGUGUUGUCGUCGUCGCGGCGAGGAUGGAUGCUGCUGCUGGUAUCUGUUGUUGUCAUCGACGGCGACGAUAUGGUUCUGGAAGGGCUAGAGGCGGUGUGGGUGGCCUGAUAAGGACUCCGGCCGGUGGUGAUUUGACAGUGGUGAGGAUUGGGGAUUUUGUAGAUGUUGUGACUUGGGGUAUUUUAGUCGCGCCGGCGGCGAUGUGGUUCUGGAAGGGCUGGCAGCGGUGGGGGUGGCCUGAUGGGGCUCCGGCGGGCGAGAAUUUUGCAGAGUUGAGGAUUGGGGGGGUUGUGAUUUGGGGCUUUUUGGUCCUGCCGGCGGGUCGUGAACGGCGGCUGCUGGUUGCCGUCGUCGUCAAUGGUGUUGUGCUGACAAGGCUGGCGGCGUUAGGGGCGGCUUGA
Striga asiatica is the source of this 462-nucleotide messenger RNA. Lineage: Eukaryota; Viridiplantae; Streptophyta; Magnoliopsida; Lamiales; Orobanchaceae. The record is from the annotation of a GenBank genome assembly.